AUUAACCUCAAAUUAAAAACGCGACCCAUAACCCCAAAAACAAAUUUCUUCAGAAGUAUCUAACUUAUGCGUUAAACUAAAUUUCUUAUUAUCAAUUCUUAAGGGUAUUACCAACAACGCAAUCAAAAUAAUGAAUACUGAUGAUCAUAAUUAUUUCAAACAACCAUUUAAUUGCACAACAGCGACACUACAGACAUACAACUGCGACAAAUGCGACUUUGAGACCGACUUGCAAAUCCUCUUAAAGCAACAUGUGGAGUUGUGUUAUCAAAAUGGAGAAAAAACUGAUCCAAUUCCUGAGUUUUUAAUCACAUACAAGUGUGAGUUUUGCGAUUUCAAAUCAAAUUCGGAAUUUCUGUUCCUGAGACAUGAGUAUCGCACUCACUUCAAACCUGAAAACAUUGUAGCUGAGCCAAAAGUAGAAAAAAAUGAAAGCUCAUUUAAAACUCGUUCGGGAAGCAUUACAGCGACAAGUCCUGAAGAAAAAGUCACUGUUUUUAGAUGGCCGCCUUGUUCUUAUAAUGGAUAUCACAAUAGGAGACCUAAAAUUCGCAGAAAAAAGAGGAUUUCACAACGUUGGAAAAGAAAAAAAAACUUAGAACCAUUUUGUAUUGCUCAAGUUGAGAGAGAAGUGAACCGACAAAAAGGGAUAAUUGAAGAAAGAAGAUUUGGACAUGUAACUGCAGACAAUGAGAUAAUUACACCCAAGGAUCAUAUAGUCAGUAGAAAAAAAACAAAAUUGGACACCAUUACUCAAGAGAUUUGUAAAAUUGGCAAGGUUUGGACUGUCAAGGAAAAUGAAGAUGAAACUGCUAUUCAUUAUAAACGUAAAAGGAACACAACUUUUGAAAACACAUCUUCCAAACAUCCAAAAGUCAUUGAUGAUGCAGUAGUGAAGAUCAGUGAAGAUUUGUCAAUGAAUGAAGAAGCUUUCAGCAUUAAGCAAGAAAUUGAUGAAAACACAAUUGAAACUACAAUUCAAGAAAUAGGUAUAAAGGGAAAAAAUGUCACGAAAUCUGAUUUUUUAAAACAUAAAACAAAGUUUAUGUGUAGUAAAUGCGGUUACACGGUUCGAAAGUUUAGAGACCUGCAACAGCAUUGUCUUAAAGAAGUGUGUUUUGACAGUCCCAAAGAUGUUUAUAAAAAUAAAAAAUCAGUGAAGAAAGUGGACACGAAACGUAGCAAGAAAAAUAAAACAAAAAAACUUGUUACAAACACGGAAAGAACUAGUCAUAAUAACGUUAAGGAUACCACAAAAACAUUGAAGACUAUCUACUCUGCACUAGAUAAGAAGUGUGAUAUAGCUCCAAAUUGUGACAAACUGAAACGUAAACCUAGAAUAAUACGGAAGAAAAAUAACGAAAAAUUGAAACCGGACAGCAGUCAUAAAAAAAUUAAUAAAUUAAAAGAUGAAAGAAUAGUUUGCAAAUAUGGAAAAACACUAAUGAUAAACAUUGAUAAAAAUGUUAGUGACAUAGUAGAGACUUGCAAAUUAGUUAACAGUGAUGCAAAAGAAAGAAUUAACAGUGAAAAAGUAGCAGAUAUCACUAGUGAGGAUCUAAUGAAGAUCCAUGAAAACAUGAAAAAAGGACAAAAUAGUGACAGUACAGUGCAAUCUCUCAAUACAAAGACAUGGAAGACAUUGCGUGAAGAAUCGUAUGAAGAAAUUUCAGAAGUAGAUAACAACAAGAAAUGUGGUAUAACCCCAAAAUGUGAUAAACCGAAAAGUAAGCGUGGAAGAUCUCGGAAGACUUCUUCUUGUAAUAUAAAACUGAAACGUAAACCGCAGAAGAAAAGUAAUGAAGAAGAUGUAAUAUAUGAUGGAGGAAGAAUAAUUGGUAGUUAUCAAGUCGACGAUGGAAAAACACUAAUGAUAAACACUGAUAAAAAUGUUAGUGACAUAGAAGAAACUUACAAAUUAGUUAACAGUGACGAAAAAGAAAGAAUUAUCAGUGAAAAAGUAGCAGAUAUCACUAGUGAGGACCUAGGGAAGAUGCAUGAAAACACGAAAAAAGGACAAAAUAGUGAUAUAACCAAGAUAUUGCGUAAGGAAUCGUAUGAAGAAAUUUCUGAAGCAGAUAACAACAAGAAAUGUGGUAUAGCCCCAAAUUGUGAUAAACCGAAAAAUAAGCGUGGAAGACCUCGGAAGACUUCUUCUUGUAAUAUAAAACUGAAACGUAAACCGCAGAAGAAAAGUAAUGAAGAAGAUGUAAUAUAUGAUGGAGGAAGAAUAAUUGGUAGUUAUCAAGUCGACGAUGGAAAAACACUAGUGAUAAAAACUGAUAAAGAUCUUAGUGACAUGAGAGAGACUUGCAAAGUAUUUAACAGUGAAAGCUCAACGGUGAAGAUCCAUGAAAACAUGAAGAAAGGACAAACUGGUGAUAUAAUCACUGGUAUGGAAGCAAUACAACCGGACAGUAGUCAUAAAAAAAAUAGUGAAUUAAGAGAUGUAAGAAUAGAGAGACUUGAUGAUGUAGAAGAUAUCACUAGUAAUGAUUUAAGUUCCGAUUAUGACAAUGAAAAUCUACCAGUCGAAAUUAUUGGUGAUGGAAGCAACAAUGAGACAGCUAACAGAAAGAACAAUAACGAAGAAAUGUGUGGAAAAAUUAAUGUGAUCAGUAAUCAAUUAAUCUGGAGUCCAAGGGAUGUAAUAUGUGGAAGAAAAGUAAUUGACAAUAAUCAAAUCAGCGAUGAAAAAACACCAGUGAUGAACACUGAUGAAAGAGAGACGUGUAAAGUAGUUAACAGUGAUGCAAGAGAAAAAAAUAACUGUGAAGAUGUAGCAAAUAUAACUAGUACCAAUUGUAACAAGGAAACAUUUGACAUUGAAAAUUUACCAGUGGAUAUUAUUAGUGACGGAAGCAACUUUUGGAAUAGUGAGACAGUUAACAGUGAAAACACCACGGUGAAGAUCAAAAGUAAUGACAUUACCACAAGUACAAACAGUUUAGUUUUGUGUAGAACAACAAUUCAGACUGAGUAUUUUCUUCUAAAUCCAUCUACUUCUCCAACAAGGGCCAACAGAAAUAAUUUGAACAUUAGUACUGUCGUUCCUUCAAAUAUUUUUGUGGCUUUGCAUAAUAGUGCAACAAAUCUAAAGAAUAUAUUGCCUAAACCUGCACCACCAAACAUCGUUUCAAACAUUUUGGCAAAAACAUACAAUGCAAAUACAGCAAAUUUAAAAAAUCCAGUCAUAAUUCGUCAAGUUUCACCUCCAAAUUUUGAGAGUGAAAAAAGAAGAGUAGACAAUUUCAGCGUUAUUUCUGAAAAAACACCAAAUCCUGAAGAAUGGUUGGAUGCUUCGAAGAACGAAGAUAAUGAUAUAACCAAGAUAUCGCGUAAAGAAUCGUAUGAAGAAAUUUCAGAAGCAGAUAACAAUAAGGAAUGUGUCGUAGCCCCAAAUUGUGAUAAACCCAUAAGGAAGCGUGGAAGACCUCGGAAGACUUCUUCUUACACUUGUAAUAUAAAACUGAAACCGCAGAAGAAAAAUUACGAAGAAAUGCAACCGGACAGCAAUCACAAGCGCCCAAUCAUAAUUCGUCAAGUUUCACCUCCAAAUUUUGACAGUGAAAAAAGAAGAGUAGACAAUUUCAGCGUUAUUUCUGAAAAAACACCUGAAGAAUUGUUGGAUGCUUCGAAGAACGAAGAAAAUAAGCAAAGUGAUUCUUUCAAGUGUCUGCACUGUUCAUAUAAAUGUCCCGACGUUUCUCAUUUGUUAAAACAUAUGCAUGAUACUCAUGUGGUACCAGAUUUGUUAUCCAGACAUUUAGAAAAGGAUCAAAUUGAGAUGGAGGUUACAGCUGAAAAUGUUUCUGAUUUUAUAAAAUCAUGUAGGAAGGGAGAUUCCGACUUUUUUAAAUGUGUCAAAUGUUUUUUUGAAAGUAGGACUCUAGUCGAUCUUCGAAAUCAUUACAUAGAAGCUCAUUUUUAUGGACAAAUUGAGUAUAGUUGUGCAGAUAAAUGGUAUACAUGUGUACGUUGUAAAUGGAAAACGAAGGAUGUUUUCAUUUUACGAGACCACUUGCGUGAUAUCCAGAUUGCCCGAAGGAGAUUUCUUCCAAAAGUCAAUCAGGUAGAAAACGAAAACAUUAAGUCGAAAUCCACAGUUGAUUUAACCCUUGGAAAUGAUGUGGUGUUGAUUCCUAAUGAAUAUUUUACAAUUGGUGAAAAAUUGUUCAAAUGCAAGAGAUGCAAUUUCCAAGGUACAAGCACUAAUCAAAUGGAAAAUCACUUUUAUGUAAGAUCUUCGACGCAAAAUGUUUCAUGUGUGCAAAUACAGUGGCAUAAAUGUGAACAUUGUCCCUACAAAUGUCGAACAAUUGUUACUUUGGUAUACCAUAUGCGCAGCGAACAUGGUGAAUUUACAACAAAUUAUAUGACACGUUCUCAGUUAUUAAAACAUCUAUCAGAAGAUGAAAAAUAUGAUAAAAGUAUUACUGCCCAAGACCUCGACCAUUAUCGAAAAUCAUGUGCUAAGACACAAACCGGUUUUUUUCAAUGUACGAUUUGUAAUGAUAAACUUCGAAAUUUAAAUGCGAUACAAAGACAUUUUUUUAGUCAUUUCUUCGGGAUUUUAACAAUAAAAAAUAAGAUUAGGGCUAAAACUAAAUGGUAUUGUUGUUUACGAUGCUCGUACAAAUCUAAGUACAUCGAAGAUCUUAUGAGUCAUUUGCAGGAAGUCAUAUCUGCUAGGAAUAAGAUUAACAAUAGGGCUGAAACUGGAGGAGAUCAAGAAGUAAAAACUUCUGAUGAAGAUGAAGAAGAUACAACAAUUGGAGAAAAACAUUAAAUUAGCGAGUUAUUGUUGUUUUUAUGUUUUUUUUUUGUUACUUAUUACAAAUUUAAUACAAUUUCUUUACAUUCAUAAAUUUGGUGUGGAAUUUGUAAACAUGGGAUACGUUCAAAGUCUGUAGAAAAUAUUAAAAAAUAUGAUAUAAAGUCGGUUUGUGGUAUUUGUUUAGACAGUUAUAUGGUAAAAACUUGACUAAAAUAAUGGUGAAAGCAUGUAAUUGUGCUGCUAGAGAAAAUUAAAGUGAAACGUUCAGUUAAUUAACAACAGAAUUAGAUUUUUCUGUUAUUUAUCUAGUACACAAUCAUGUAACUUAAAUCACCUUCGAUGUCAGGUGGAAAUUAUGAAAAAUUCAGCAAACAAUCGAUAUCCAAUUUUUUUCAUUAAACUGAACAAGAUAUCUGUUUUUAUUAAAUGUAGAAAAUGCGCGUUUAUUGUGUUUUCAUCUAAAAUUACUGGCGCCGUUCAUGUCAUUGUAUAGAUUUUCACCUUCACCUUGUAAUAAACAAGAACAUAAA
Messenger RNA from Tribolium madens (black flour beetle), 5307 nucleotides. RefSeq lists its product as uncharacterized. NCBI's taxonomy places the organism in Eukaryota, Metazoa, Arthropoda, Insecta, Coleoptera, Tenebrionidae. The transcript has 2 exons. Gene Ontology annotation, molecular function: DNA binding. Bases 131 to 4789 code for a protein of 1552 amino acids. Gene Ontology annotation, cellular component: nucleus. The record is from RefSeq and is a predicted model, not a curated record. Gene Ontology annotation, biological process: regulation of gene expression.